AUGCCUCUCCAGGAGCAAGGGAGGACACUUAUAUCAGCACAAGAGCUUAGGUGCCAAUGUGUAAAAACAGAGAGCAAGCCAAUAUCUCACAGACAUUUCCUGAACCUGGAGGUGAUCCCAAAAGGCCCACACUGCAAGCAUGUGGAAGUGAUAGCCACCAUGAAAAGGGGUCUGCAAGUGUGUUUAGAGCCUACAGCUCCAUGGGUCAUAAGGAUCAUCGAAAGAUUUUUAAAUACACACCCUUCACCAAACACUGGUUUCGAUCCAAGUGUGACCUCAUUUAGCCCACAGACAAGUUAG
Nanorana parkeri is the source of this 300-nucleotide messenger RNA. RefSeq names its product interleukin-8-like. Gene Ontology annotation, molecular function: chemokine activity; CXCR chemokine receptor binding. The transcript is spliced from 4 exons. The record is from RefSeq and is a predicted model, not a curated record. NCBI's taxonomy places the organism in Eukaryota, Metazoa, Chordata, Amphibia, Anura, Dicroglossidae. Gene Ontology annotation, cellular component: extracellular region. Bases 1 to 300 code for a protein of 99 amino acids. Gene Ontology annotation, biological process: inflammatory response; neutrophil chemotaxis; antimicrobial humoral immune response mediated by antimicrobial peptide.